CCGCUGAGGAGGAGUCUGCCGAGGAGGAGCCCCAGGAAGAGGAAGAGGAGGAGGAAGAAGAGGAGGAAGAGGAGGAGGAGGAGCCCGAGGACCCCAAGCCCAAGAUCGAGGAGGGUGAGUUUGAUAUAUUCCUUGCUACCAGCCGAUGCCUGUCUUUGGGUCGCAUUGAGCUUCGACUUUGAGUUCACAACUGGGAACCCGCCGCCGCCGCAAUGACUUGUCCUCGACAUAUCAGACAACACCACCGGACCUGGACAUUCGACUGUCUCUUUGAGUCCGCGCGGAUGAUACCACCAAGUAUCCUUCAUUUGUUAUUGGCGGCGGUGCCAGAAUGGCGCAAUUCAAUGCUUUCCAUACUCAAUUGGACCAGUUGUGCUGACGUCUCUACCCCAAUAACAGAGUGCGCCAAUUCCGCUCAGUGCGCCCCCUACAAGCACCACUUCGAUGAGUGCAUUGAGCGCGUAACCAAGCAGGAGGAGGAUGAGGACUACAAGGGUCCCAAGGAGGACUGUGUUGAGGAGUUCUUCCACCUCACGCACUGCGCCACUCAGUGCGCCGCCCCCAAGCUCUGGAAGCAGCUCGCCUAAACGAGCUAUGACUUUGAACGAUGGAUCUCUUUUUCCUCUCUCCCCUGCGCGACGUGUCUGAGUCACGACCACCGCUCGAUCUCGAUUGUACCACAACGAAAGAAAAGCACGCUCGCGCGGAGGAAGGGCACGAAGAGGGCAAAAUCUCGUACUCCAAGGAAGACGACCAUUUUCAAGUCAAAGUCUAGAGUGUUGUAUGAUGGCUUUUUUCUUUUGUUGUUCCAGGACGGAGAGUUCAAAAAAAAAAAACGGGUGUGUCAACCUGCUGCUGAAACCACGGAUUAGGUCUUGUGUUUUUUUUUUUCCUCUCCUGCCUGCUGCAUGGAUAGAUGAACACGAUUAGAAUGGAGGAAAAUUGCACCCUUCUUUUUCUCUUUCGUCUUUUCGUGAGGUGAUGCGAAUUUCGGGGGGAAACGG
Molecule: messenger RNA, 1004 nt
Organism: Aspergillus saccharolyticus JOP 1030-1
Lineage: Eukaryota; Fungi; Ascomycota; Eurotiomycetes; Eurotiales; Aspergillaceae
Product: cytochrome b-c1 complex subunit 6 family protein
Exons: 2
Coding region: 213-587 (124 amino acids)
Biological process (GO): mitochondrial electron transport, ubiquinol to cytochrome c
Source: RefSeq, a predicted model, not a curated record